Microthlaspi erraticum is the source of this 1302-nucleotide messenger RNA. Lineage: Eukaryota; Viridiplantae; Streptophyta; Magnoliopsida; Brassicales; Brassicaceae. The record is from the annotation of a GenBank genome assembly.
AUGGCGGACGUAGAAGAAAACCCUAAUCUGAUCUACCUACAUCCCAAUCUACUCGAAGACAUCUUCCUUGAACUGCCGCUGAAAUCAAUCCUCAAAUUCAAAGCCGUCUCGAAACAAUGGAGGUCGAUUCUGGAGUCUAGGAGCUUCGCGGAUACGCGUAUGAAACUUGAGAAGCAGAAGAAGCCGAAACUCCUCGCCGUCGAAAACCGCCGCUCCAAUCCGCCAUUCGAAGUCGUCGCAGUUUAUGUAGACCGAAAACCGCCGCUCCAAUCCGCCAUUCGAAGUCGACGCAGAGGAGGAGAUCGAGAUGGCUCCGUCAACAUUCUGAACCCUGCCACCGGAGAAUCCGUUAGUUUCCCUUCCGGCCCAGAGCCAGUCAACGAACGCUACCGUUCCGCUCUUUUCCAUGAUAAAUGGUGUGUCAACUUCCCUGGGUUUUGGGCGAUGGGAUUCGGUAGGGACGUUGUCAACGGGAGCUACAAAGUUUCGAGGAUGUGCUUCGAGCCGUCCCAUCUCUGCGAGAUUCUUGAUGUGAGCGUUGGGGAGUGGCGGAGAGUGAAUCCUCCUCCGUGCAAAGUGGAACCGAGAAGGAAGGGCUCACUCUACUGGAUAGAGAUGAGGUGUAGUGACAGUGUCCUCGCGUUGGAUCUCCACACGGAGGAGUUUCGACUUGUCCCGUAUCCACCAACUAGAUCGGAAGCAAAUCAGCUGGUGAACCUUGAAGACCGUCUAGCGUUAGCCAUACCGUAUACAAAGCCUGAAUGGAAGUUUGAUGUUUGGGUCAUGGACGAGCAAGAGGAGACGUGGAGCUUGGCUUACUCCAUUCGAUUAGCUGGUAGUGGAGUUUUUUCUUAUGUACGGCGGGAUGUUUGGUUCAGGCCUGUUGCAGUUACUAAGGGAGGGAAUGUGUUCUUCCACGACAAUGAAAAAAGAUUGUUUAGGUAUGAUACCGAGACUGACCAAGCUAGGUGCAUCGCUACAGAGAUCUCUGUUGUGUCUGGUUUUGUUGAGAAUGUGGUCUCGCUUCGUCCGUCUGCUGGUUCAGAGACGUCAGAGUACAGCUGUGGGUUUCAGUAUCAAGACCUGUUCCGCAGACAAGAAUCUGAGAGAGCCCAUAAGUUUAGUUGGAUCAAAUCCCGAAUCCCAGAUAUUUUGCUUACCACCGGCGCCGGCGUAGUCUCUCUAUUCAUGUUCCACUAUUUUGCUGUUUCUUCUAGGAGAAACAAAAACAACAUUAGUUUAACCCAGACCCGAAAAGCGGAAAUACCCGUAACCGAUUGGUUUAUUGUAUUUGGGAGGUGA